Messenger RNA from Drosophila subpulchrella, 4073 nucleotides. RefSeq lists its product as uncharacterized. Lineage: Eukaryota; Metazoa; Arthropoda; Insecta; Diptera; Drosophilidae. The record is from RefSeq and is a predicted model, not a curated record. Bases 379 to 1140 code for a protein of 253 amino acids. Gene Ontology annotation, cellular component: membrane. The transcript is spliced from 6 exons.
ACAUCUGGUGGGGCGCAGCCUCAGCGACGCCGUCAGUUGGCUCUUGACUCUCGGUGGCUCUGCCCGGAAUCAGACCCGGAAUCGGAACCCUAAUCCGAAACCGAAUCGAAAUCGGAAUCUAGCCCGGAUUGUGAUUCAGACUGAAAGAGAUUAUUUUAGUGCUUGCGUGCGAAAUUUUGUUGGUGUCAAAGUUUAACAUUUUACAUGAAAUACACACACACACACAUGGUACCCAACACACACACACGGGCGAAUAAGAAGAAGCAGCAGUAGCAGCGGCAACACAAGAAGAAUAAUUGCAACAGCAACAGCAACAUUUGCUGCAAGUGCAGCUCCCACAGCCGUCGCCGCCGCCAAGUUCAAAAUCAACGCCUGACAAUGACAAAGGCAGCAACGUGGCGCCCACCAAGCCCAAAAAUAACAGCAAUAAGAGCAACAACAACAGCAACAAUAGCUGCAACAGCAACAUCAGCAGCAGCAGCUGCAACAACAAGGACAGCAGCAACAUCAGGAGCUGCAGCAGCAGCAACUGCAACUAAAGCAAUAACAAUCAAUGGGCCCCAAACGACAUGGCGACGUCAACGAGGCUGCACGCCAGCAACACCAAACAUGCAGCAGCAACGGCAGCAAUUGCAACUGCAACAAUCGUACUUGCAACGCCUGAAGGCGGUCGGUCGACUGGGGGCGUGGCUGCCAUCAAUGACGUCGAUGUGGCUGCCAACCGACUCUCUGGCCCAGCUGAUUUUGGCCCUCUGCCUGCUGGGCUGCCUCAGCCCCUUUACAGCUGCACUCGAGGAGGACUGCGUUGACUUUCAGGGCAAUAAGGUGAACCACGGAAUGCUCUACGUCCCCGGGCCCGGGGUCUGUAGCCUCUGCGUCUGCUACCACUCCGAACCACUCUGGUGCAAGGCCAUCUACUGUGAUCCGCCCUAUUUUUGCAAAAACUUUCGUGUUGGCGAACGCUGCUGUGAGUUCGAAUGCUUGGAUCCGCCCGGCGAGGACAAACUGUACCAGGAACGUAUGCGAAAGAGGGCCGAGAUAUUGGCCGGGAACAGUACAGCCUCAAAUGUGCAACUAGCCCCGAUGGCCAUGUCCACCAUAAUGCUGGGAUUCCUGGGCAACAGCUUCCUGAACUUAUAACUUGAAGUCAAAUAGCAAGAGAUGGAGAUCCAAUCAAGGCGAAGCUAAGCGAACCUCCCCAAUUUUGUUGCUCCUAAAGCUUAGGACUCUCUCGAAAAUUAUUACAGUGUAAUAAGUAAAAAAAAAAACAAGCCAGGCCAGAUAUUUGUAGCCAAAUGUCUGAGCAUUAAUUUAGAGGAUGCAAAAGGCAUCGUGCCAGCGAUGCGUAGGUUUUCACUUAUAUCCCCAGACAUAUAAUAGGUACAAUAAUGAUUUCAUGGAACAGGAAAAGUUAUGGCAAGCAAAGUUCAGGCACCUCAAUUGCAGUAAACAUUUUCGAGUACUUUCAAUGUGAUCCGAAUCCGAAUCAGAAUCGAAUCGGUAGAGCCAGCAGAUAUAGCAUAUAUACAUCUACAUCUACCUAAGUAUACAUGAGUAAGCAACACCAAGAAACCAGAACAAACUCAUCAAGCGAACGUAUAAGACAGUCUCUAGCUCCUAAGAAUCUAUAGUAAAAGAAUUAAAUAAAUAUAUAUAUAUAUACACAGAUAUGGAAAUCUAUGUAAGCAUAUUGUACAUAAGAGUAUAUAGCUCUUUGUAUCGGAUCUAAAAUUGUUGAUUAGUGUUUAGCUAACUGAAUGAAGGCAACUUCGGCUAGGAAGAUAGGUUUUUUUUAAUCCAAUUAAAAUGUUCACUAUGAGUCAACACGAUACACCACAGUUCACCACACUAGAUCCUGCUCAAAGUUAAUUUUCUUCUAGAGCUGACAGAACAUCGAUCAUUAGUCAGGAGAAAUGUUUAAUUUAAUUGUUGUUUUUAUAAUGUUAAUAAACAAUACGUUGACAAAUGAUUUUAGAUCUAAAUUUGUUUGGUUUUUGCAUAAAAAAGAAAUGGUCAUUUAGUUCUAAGCAGUAGGAAAAUCGUUAAAAACGAUUAUAAUUUUUUAAAUAUCAUUUACUAUCAUUUCUAAUCAUUUCUAACCACACCAAACACUUUAAAUACUUAUAUAUAUUACGGUAAGGGCAGUGCAGUUCGAUAGAAAGUCUCGAUCUUAGUAAGAGGUAGUAAAUUACACAUAUCUUGGCAACAUUUUUUCGAAAAUAUUAUAACAGACACGAACACAAAUGAAUCAUUAACUCUUGCAUUGGUGCUAAUUUUACCGUAGGCUUAAAAAAUUAUAAAAAAUCACACACACUCCUCACUUCGCACAUCACACUCCAAUCAUAUUGAAUCAAAUUCUAUAUAUCAAUUAGGUAAUGUAAUCGAGAGCAAAAAUGGUCUAGCAUAUACAAGUAGUUAACCAAUUAAUAAAACAAAGAACACUAUGUUUUGUGUAAGAAAUUUGCCCAAGGUAAACCUGUUAAAGAUCUAAUAAUAAUAACUAAUGAAAACUAAAUCCUAUGUUCACUCGCUCGAUAGGUUUUACAUUUACCAUUUGGAUAGAUCAGCAAUAAUAAGAAAAAUAAAAGGAAAAACGUUUGGCAAAGCUUCGUAGAUAUGUAAGGAAAAUCCCUUCAAGAAGAGUUAGAUCUCGUUUCAACUUUAGGCUAAAGACUCUAAGGCCAUCUCCGUCUCUUUCUACACACAAUAGUCAAUCUAUGAUUGUAGCGAUUAAACCUAGAGAUAUAGCAGGACCAGCAAAUCAAAACAAAAAUAAUAUUGAAAUAGAAUGGAUAGAAAAAAAAUAUAUAUAUAUACAGAUAUAGGUAUAUAAAUCAAUCCAAGGGAAGUUGGUCAAAUUUUUUUCACUUGACAGCACAUCAAAGAGAAAUACAAUUAACAAUAAAUAUAUAAAAUGCGGAAAAAUCCGAGAAAAAAGUGGAGUACGGCUGUGAAAUUAUGUUUGCUUUAAAAUGCAUAAACGCAACUGUAAAUAAUAAAUGAUUACCAAAGUAUACAAGCCAUAAUAUGGUGAAACAAACUAUUCAGAUCAAGUAGAAAAUUCGAGGAAAGCGAAAUGAAGCUCAGCGAGCAGUGGAAUAAGAAAAAAAUAACUAAUUAACUAAAUGUACAAUUCAAUAUGCCACAACAUCUGACCAAUUAUGAUCCAUAACAGAUAAAAAAGAAUAUAUAUAUAUACAAAAAAAAUAUAUAUACAUACAUCAAUCCAAGUAUCUGAUAAGACAAAAGACAAAUUUUAAUUAAACCAAAUCGAUACAGAUAUGAAGAAUGGCAGAUUCGAAGCGCGCUUAACAAAUUUUAACAUAGAAUCAACUAACAAAUGCAAAUUGGCUUUAACUAACGAAUAAUACAAAUCACACGAUGAAUAAUCUAAAGAUGAUAUUUAAACAAAUACAUUCGACUUGAUUUUAAUCGAUUUCAGUUUUAGAUAGCAGUGUUGUGAAACAACCGAAAAACUUUUUCCUAAGCUUAAGCGCUUUGCCAUUAGCAGGAACCCAAAGAUCCUCAAAAAAUAAAUGUUUUUAUAACCGAAAUAGGCUGAAGGCUGGAUAUAAAGCUCCUUGGAUUCCGAUUUCUGGAAAGAAAAGAAGUGCAGAACAUUUUCAAAAUAUUCUUUUAGAUUAAUACAAUCUACUUCAUUUUCCUUAUCAAUUAAGAGGGGUUUUCUUAAAUAACAAUAAAAUAUUUUAACACCGAGAAUAUGAAAGAGAUGGCAAAUCAUCGUGAAAAAGAAAGAGAUAGCGUAUUAAGAUGAGUACAUGGGGCUAUAUAUCCUGCCUUCCAGACUGGCAAUUAUUAAUCUUUAUUAUUGAUAUUAAUUAUUGUAGAGCAGGAAAUAUUUUACAUUUCUUAAAAACCUUACCAACCAAAAUCAAAAUUGAAAAGAUAACUAUUAAACUUGACAAUUUUCAAUGUAAUCCAAAACAAAGUUAUAACAAGAGCGUCUACUGGAAAAUCUUCAACCACAAAAUAAAAAAACAUUAUUAAUUAAUAUAAACAAAGAAACAAAUGUCAUAAAAGGAUUAACAAUAAUUUAGCAAAAGAAGCAAAUC